ACACCUCCUUUCUUGCGUCACAGGCGUUCCAUUUUGGAAGGUUGUUUUCAGAAUCCGCGAGGAAAGGCCGCACUUUUCACUCUUCUGCGUAAUUUUCCUCGGUUUGCUUCCUUUUCAAGCCUCCGUUUUUAUUUCAAGAUAUCUUCUCACUUGAUCAGUAACUUCGGUCGACCCUGACAGGAGAAAAUGCUUCGUCUUUUCGUUGGAAACGUUUUAAGUCAAGGUGGGAGGGCGGUCCAAAAUGGCCUUGGGGGGAGGGCAAUGCCGGCUGCGGCCUCGCAAGCUCAGAGAAUGUGUUCUAGCGCGUCCGAUGAAGAGGUAGACGACCCGAAUUUCUUUCACAUGGUGGAAGGAUUCGUCGAAAGGUCGGUGGAGAUCGUGAAGGAUAAGCUUGUGGAGGAUAUGAAGGGAAAAGGUUCGGUGGAAGAGAAGAGAAAACGCGUGGAGGGCAUCCUAAAGAUCAUCAAGCCCUGUAACCACGUUCUGGCUGUGUCCUUCCCCAUCAAGAGAGACAACGGAGAGUUCGUCAUGAUCGAGGGCUACCGGGCACAACACAGCCAACAUAGGACGCCAUGCAAAGGAGGCGUACGUUACAGCAUGGAUGUCACUGCUGAUGAAGUGAAGGCCCUGGCAUCACUUAUGACCUACAAGUGUGCUGUAGUUGACGUUCCAUUCGGAGGAGCGAAAGCUGGACUCAAGAUCAAUCCCAAGGAGUUCUCUGUGACUGAACUUGAGAAAAUUACGCGACGAUUCACUGUUGAAAUCGCCAAGAAAGGAUUUCUUGGUCCGGGAUUGGACGUCCCUGCGCCGGAUAUGGGGACGGGAGAGCGGGAGAUGAGUUGGAUGGCCGACACGUUCUCACAAACCAUGGGCCACAAUGAUAUCAACGCCAACGCAUGCGUCACCGGGAAGCCUAUUUCACAGGGCGGCAUCCACGGGAGAAUAUCCGCGACGGGCCGUGGAGUGUUUCAUGGGAUUGAAAACUUCAUCAAUGAAGCCACCUACAUGAGUGCAGUCGGGCUCCCGCCAGGCUUCCAGGAUAAAACCUUCAUUGUGCAGGGUUUUGGUAACGUGGGUCUCCACAGCAUGCGGUACCUGCACCGUUACGGGGCCAAGUGCAUCGGUGUGCUGGAGAUCGAUGGUAGCAUCUUCAACCCGGAGGGCAUUGACCCCAAGGAACUAGAGGAGUGGAAACUGGCCAACGGCACAGUGAUGGGUUUCCCAGGAGCUCAGACGUACGAGGGAAACCUCCUGUAUGAGAAGUGUGACAUCCUGAUUCCUGCUGCUGGGGAGAAGGUCAUCAACAAGCACAACGCUCCGCUCAUCAAGGCCAGGAUCAUUGCUGAAGGUGCCAAUGGGCCGUGCACCCCCGAGGCAGACAAGGUCUUCCUGGCCAAUGACCAGCUGGUUAUUCCGGACCUGUACCUGAAUGCUGGUGGUGUGACUGUCUCAUAUUUCGAGUGGUUGAAGAACCUGAACCAUGUCAGCUAUGGCCGCCUCACCUUCAAGUGGGAGAGAGAAUCCAACUACCAUCUACUAGAGAGUGUGCAGGAGAGUUUGGAGAGGAAGUUUGGGAAGAUGGGCGGACGCAUCCCGGUCACCCCGUCAGCUGACUUCCAGAACAGGAUUGCUGGUGCCUCUGAGAAGGACAUUGUGCACUCAGGACUGAGCUACACCAUGGAGCGCUCUGCCAGGGCUCUCAUGCGUACCUCCGUCACCUAUGGCCUGGGCCUUGACAUGCGCACGGCAGCCUACGUUAAUUCCAUAGAGAAAAUUUUCCGCGUUAUGGAGGAGGCAGGACUGACGUUUGCUUAAGGCUAUAAUGCAGACAGCGAUGACAUAUAACAUGGGGCUGGACCUGAGAACAGCAGCCUUUGUCAACUCUAUCGAGAAAGUCUUCAGUGUCUAUGAUGAAGCAGGGCUCACAUUUUCAUAAGUCUUAAGAUAUAUGAGACAAAACUUGACACUUUGCGUUUUUUUCUUCACAAUUCGAGAAGGAAGUGUUACAGUAACUGUGAUAAAGGAUCGCUGAGAGUAUGAUUACAUGGUGUACAGCCAUUUACUGAUUAAAGGUAUUUAAAGUUGAUUUCUACCCAAGGUGCAUGACAGUGAAGAUUUUGCAAUGUUUGGAAUUCUAUUACAGUUUAAACAGAUUAAAUGGUACAAUGCACUUAGAAUUAACUAUUAACUGAUUUAUUAAGUAUGAGGAUGCUGAAUCAAAUGUGAUCACUACAGAUUUUGGACCACUUAUAAUAAAACUGGUUAGACCUUUUUACUUUACCAGAUGUUUUUGUGUAUGGUGGAUAUCAGUUUAUACGUAUACAUUUUAUACAUUAAGCAGUAUUUACAAUACAAAAACCAUUCUACCUUGUCUUCAAUUUAAAACUGUUCUGUCUUUUUGUCAACAUUAGUGAUGCUUGCUGUGUUACCAAAUGUUUAUGUCAAAUGUGGAAUUUGAAGUUACAGGUAGCUUACCUUUAAUAUCAAACUAGAAACUUGUAUGGUAUAUGUUAUCAAGGACAUUAUACUUGAUGUUAUGUAUGGAAUACCAAUCUUAUUGAUCUUAACAUUGAAAUUUAUCUGAGAUUAUUGCAUGAGCGAUUACCAUUAAUGUAUUGCAGUUCUGGAAAUUGCCAAAAUGUGUAAUGUCUAUAUUAUGUAGUAUGCCAGUAUUUAUUACCCUAACUUGUCAAACAGUUGAGCAUUGUGGCACUUUUGUCAUAGCUUCAUCACAUAUUGCACUCAAAUACAAAGGAUAAGUAACACCUUCAGAUCACAGCAAUUUACCAUCUUUAAAGGAUAAUCUUUGCAAUUUAAUAAAUCCUAUUAAUAAAGUA
This is a messenger RNA of Branchiostoma belcheri (Belcher's lancelet), 2837 nucleotides long. Its product is annotated as glutamate dehydrogenase, mitochondrial-like. The coding region runs from base 187 to 1815 and encodes 542 amino acids. The record is from RefSeq and is a predicted model, not a curated record. NCBI's taxonomy places the organism in Eukaryota, Metazoa, Chordata, Leptocardii, Amphioxiformes, Branchiostomatidae. Gene Ontology annotation, molecular function: L-glutamate dehydrogenase (NAD+) activity. Gene Ontology annotation, cellular component: mitochondrion. The transcript is spliced from 16 exons. Gene Ontology annotation, biological process: L-glutamate catabolic process.